AUGGGUGGCGUCUUCAGCGGACCGCCCAUUGUGGUCUUCGAUGCCACCGGUACAGAGGGCAAUGCUGUGGUAAGGUGCCUUCUGCAACACCGCACCCGUGUCCGAGCUGUUGUGCCUGAUGCGACAUCCUUUUCAGCUCAGCAUCUGGAGAAGCUGGGUGCAGAGGUCUUUGAGCACACGAAUGAUGUGAAGGGACUCGCCGAAAUCCUUGAAGGUGCACAUGGAGCCUACUGUACCUUGAAUCCGUUCAGCUGUUCUGCACGUGGAACCCAGCUGGCUGCAAAAAGAUUUGCUGCUGCUGCGAAGGCAGCUAAUCUUGAGCAUGUCAUUUGGUCCACUUUCGAAGACACAUGCGCUAUAAUUCCGGACGACUCAGAAACCUUGCCCCUGGACAAGUCACGAUGCAGAGUGCCUCUAUUCGACGGCAGGGGCCGAAGUGAUCACUACUUCAAUGAAGCAGAAGUUCCAACAACUUUUCUCAUACCGUCUUUCUUCUAUGAAAGUUUUUUGGACUUUGAAGCCCUUGGCUUCUUACCGCGCCGAGCGCCGAACGGACAACUUUUCGUCGAGCUGCCGAUCAGCCGCGAUCAGCCAGUGCCCUUGGUGUCUGCAGAGGACGUCGCUGAGUGUGCCCGACAGAUUUUUCGCAAGGGGAAGGACAUGCUCAGGAAAUAUGUGCCUGUGUGUGGAGAUCUGCUUACUGGAUCGCAGAUCGCAGGAGUGUUUUCCAAACACUUGGGAGAAGAGGUGGCCUUCAGAUAUUUGCCUCCAGCCGAAUUCCGCAAAAUGCAUGCUUCCAAGUCCGAGGCCCUAGGAUUAAUGUUUCAAUACUUCAAGGACUGCAACGAGGAAGCCUGCAAGAUCCGCAGCAUCUCAAGAACACAGGAGCUGGUGGCUGCAGCAAGACCUUUGCAUGCCUGGUUUUCCUCUGGAAGGGACCAUGUCCAGGCUUUGCAGCGGAACUUGAAGAUCAUCACGGUGUUUGGUGCAACUGGUGCACAGGGUGGUGCCCUGGUACGUGCUAUCCUGCAGGAUCCUGGCAGGGCCUUUGCGGUUCGUGCCGUCACCAGAGACGCGCUCUCCAAGGCAUCCCUGGCUUUGGCGGACUUGGGCGCGGAAGUUGUGCAGUGCAACAUUGACGACAAGGAACAGGUCAAGGAAGCAAUGAAAGGAGCGUACGGCGCCUUUUGCAUCACUUUCUUCUGGGACCAUUUCUCUCCUGAGAAAGAAUGUGCCCAUGCAAAGAUCUACGCAGAGGCUGCUGCCGAGACACAGGUUUGCCAUGUGAUCUGGUCCACCGCGGAAGACACCAAUGGCAUCGUGCCGCCGCAUGACUAUCGCAUACCGCGGAUCCAGAAGAAGUCUGUGGUACCGCUCUUCGACGGCAAGGGCCGGGGCGAUGCUUUUUUCCAGAGCCUUCAGAUUCCGACGACAUUCCUCACGCCUGCAUUCUAUUUCGAGAAUUUGAUCACUUUUGCCAUGGGUCCCAAGCUGUGCUCUGGCGGCCCUGGCGAUGCAACAUUCAUGCUUCCAAUGAAGACCAGGGCACUGCCCCUGAUCGCUGCAGCGGACAUAGGCCUUGUUGCAUAUCACAUCUUUCAAAACUCUGAGCUUGUCGGACACCAUGUUCCAGCUUGUGGCGAACUUCUGACUGGUCCUGAGAUAGCGGACCACCUCUCAAGCUCUUUGGGGACCGAGGUUCGUUUCAAGUGUGUUGACCAGGACGAAUUCAGCAGCAGCGGUGUCCUUGCAGCUGACUACUGGUUUAAUGCUUUCCAAUACUGCCGUUACUACAAUGAUUCGUGCAUGCAUCGCAGAAACCCGGCAAAGUCGAGGGAGUUGCACCCGCAGAUGCAGGGUUUAACAAUGUGGCUGAGACAGAACAAGGCCGGCUUGACUCCGUUCAGUGCCGCCCCCGUUUCAGCUGACCAAGGAGGCAGCUAG
This is a messenger RNA of Symbiodinium necroappetens, 1944 nucleotides long. The record is from the annotation of a GenBank genome assembly. NCBI's taxonomy places the organism in Eukaryota, Dinophyceae, Suessiales, Symbiodiniaceae.